Solanum stenotomum is the source of this 1396-nucleotide messenger RNA. RefSeq names its product methanol O-anthraniloyltransferase-like. The transcript has 2 exons. Bases 43 to 1386 code for a protein of 447 amino acids. Gene Ontology annotation, molecular function: acyltransferase activity, transferring groups other than amino-acyl groups. The record is from RefSeq and is a predicted model, not a curated record. Lineage: Eukaryota; Viridiplantae; Streptophyta; Magnoliopsida; Solanales; Solanaceae.
ACUCUAUAUAAAUCUAAUUCCAAAUGCUUACAAUGACUCUAUAUGUCUCACACUAUGCCAAUUUCAAUAACAUAUCACCAAACAAAAUUAGUAGUGCCAACAAUAAUAGCACCUCGUGAGACAAAAUAUCUUUCUGAAAUAGAUGAUCAAGGGAGUACACGUUUUCAUAGUCACAUAUUAAUAUUUUACAAAUACAAUUCCUCAAUGAAAGGAAAAGAUCCUGCAAAAAUUAUAAAAAAUGGUUUGUCCAAAACACUUGUGUUUUAUUAUCCAUUAGCCGGUAGGCUCAUCGAAGGGCCAAAUAGAAAGCUUAUGGUUAAUUGCAAUAGUGAAGGAAUCAUGUUUAUUGAAGCUGAUGCUAACGUGGUGCUUGACAAAUUAGGCGACUCUAUUAAACCACCAUGUCCACAUUUGGAUAUACUACUUCACAAUGUUCCAGGUUCUGAUGGAAUUAUCGGUUGUCCUCUUAUGUUAGCUCAGGUUACUCGUUUUAGUUGUGGUGGAUUUGCUAUUGGAUUCAGAGUUAAUCACACUAUGAUGGAUGCUUAUGGCUUCAAAAUGUUUCUAAAUGCAUUAAGUGAAUUAAUUCAAGGAGCUUAUGUACCUUCUAUACUACCUGUAUGGCAAAGGGAUCUCUUAAGUGCUACAUCAUCACCAAGUAUUACAUGUACUCACCAUGAGUAUGAUGGGAAAAUUGAAUCAAAAAUUGCAUGGGAAUCUAUUGAAUACAAAUUAAAAGAAAAAUAUUUUUUCUUUGGAAAUACGGAGAUGGAAGCUAUUAAAAACCAAGUUUCUCCAAAUUGUAAAAGUACAAAAUUCGAGUUGUUAGUAGCGUUUUUAUGGAAAUGUCGUACCAUUGCUCUCGAUUUGCACCCUGGAGAAAUUGUUCGUUUGACGUUCUUUGUUAGUAUACGUGGAAAAUCACUAAAAUUUGAAUUGCCAUCUGGAUAUUACGGUAAUGCGUUUAUUACUCCAGCUGCAGUAUCAAAAGCGGGAUUGUUAUGUUCAAAUUCACUAACAUAUGCAGUUGAGCUAGUCAAGAAACUUAAAGAUCAUAUGAAUGAAGAGUACAUUAAAUCAGUGACAAAUUUAAUGGUGAUUAAAGGACGACCUGAGUUAUCAAAAUCUUGGAAUUUUAUUGUCUCAGAUAAUAGAUCUGUUGGAUUUGAUGAAUUUGAUUUUGGAUGGGGAAAACCCAUUUUUGGAGGGGUUUCAGAAGCUAUAUCUUACAUUAGCAUUGGAAUUCCUGUUAAUAAUGAAAAGGGAGAAAAGGGUAUUUUAGUAGCAAUAAGUUUGCCUCCAUUGGCAAUGGAAAAAUUUCAAAAAAUUGUUUACAAGAUGACUUUUAAAAAUGUAGAAGGAGCCAACAUAAUUUCAAAGAUGUAAGAUUAUUUUU